Vollenhovia emeryi is the source of this 3344-nucleotide messenger RNA. Its product is annotated as transcription elongation regulator 1. The coding region runs from base 83 to 3019 and encodes 978 amino acids. The record is from RefSeq and is a predicted model, not a curated record. Gene Ontology annotation, cellular component: nucleus. Gene Ontology annotation, molecular function: transcription coregulator activity; RNA polymerase binding. The transcript is spliced from 15 exons. Lineage: Eukaryota; Metazoa; Arthropoda; Insecta; Hymenoptera; Formicidae.
GGCUGACGGCAAAUCGUAUUAUUACAAUAUUCGUACGAGAGAUACCACAUGGACAAAACCGGAAGGGCUAAAUGUAAAGGUCAUGGUACAAGAUCAGUUGGAACAGCUGGUGCAUGGUGCGUCGAAGCAAGCGGCGGCGCGUUCUACCACGCCUACUCCGUCAGGUAGUACACCGACCAAGAUUAGCGAAAACAGAAUCUCUCAAGGCGGCGAGCAAUCGUCGUCGAACAACACAGAUGCCAUUAAUCAAUUAAGUACAGCGCCUCCCGGAACCGGACCACCGCCUACAUUGAACGACACACCAGAUGUCAAUAAUCAAGCGUCCGAGACAAAUCAGUCAAAUGGCACAGCACCUACGACAGUCGCCAACACACCGCCGAUAAGUACACCAGCGGUAAAUACGAACAUGAUGCAACCGCCGCCAAAUAUGAUCCCUAUGCAGCACAGAAUGCCGAAUCAGUUUGGUAAUCCGAUCCCAACGCAAUUCGGAGCAGCGCCCUUCGGAAUGCCACCACCCGGUUUCCAACCCUUUGGCGGUUACGGGCCACCACAAACAAAUUGGGGUAUGCCACAAAUGCCCCAUGGUGUGAUGACAUCUCAAGCACCUGCUGAAGAUCCUGCCAUACUUGCACAGCUUGAUUCUGAAUUAGUAGCGGCUGCUAUGGUCUGGACCGAGCAUCGUGCACCGGACGGCAGAUUCUAUUAUUACAACAGCAAAGCAGGAGAAUCAGUAUGGGAGAAGCCACAAGCCUUGAAAGAUCUCGAAAAUGCGAAAUUAACAUUACGGCAGAAAAACGAGGAAGCAAACGUUGUCCCCGCUAGUACUGUUGUUCCUGCCACUGCCGUUACCAACAAUAACACGGCCGUUGAACCUAGCAAGCAAGAAAAGCCGCAAGAAAACGCUCAUGAAACCAAAGAUAGUACAAAAGAUAUCGAUAGCGCUAAGCCGAAGAAGGAGGAAAAUAUUGCUAAGGAACCUGCAAAGCCUCAAGACAAAUCUAGGCCAAUCUCUAGUACACCAGUACCUGGGACUCCAUGGUGUGUCGUUUGGACUGGAGAUGGACGGGUAUUUUUCUACAAUCCUUCUUCGAGAAUAUCGGUUUGGGAGAGGCCAGAUGAUCUUGUUGGUCGUCAAGAUGUGGACAAGAUGAUCUCAACGCCACCAGACGCGGUUGGUGCCCCGAAACCAGCCCGUCAGUCUGAUACCAGCGAGAGCAGCGAUGACGAUCAGCCUACACCAGCCAAAAAGAUAAAACACGAAGAUACCAAAAGCGCACCCAUCAAGGAAGAAGAGGAGAAGGAGGGGAAAAAGACCAUCGACAUCGGCAAGGAAGCUGCGAUAGAGGCCGAAGUGAGAGCAGCGAGGGAGAGGGCGAUAGUUCCACUGGAAACGAGGAUCAAGUCGUUCAGGGAUAUGCUUGCAGAGAAAGAUGUAUCUGCAUUCAGUACUUGGGAAAAAGAACUUCAUAAGAUAGUAUUUGAUCCGCGCUAUUUACUUCUAACGUCGAAGGAAAGGAAGCAGGUCUUCGAGAAGUACGUGAAGGAGAGAGCAGAAGAAGAGAGACGAGAAAAGAGGAAUAAAAUGAAAGAACGAAAAGAGCAAUUCCAGAAGCUUUUAGAAGAGGCAGGACUUCAUGGAAAAUCAUCAUUUAGUGAUUUUGCUCAAAAACAUGGAAGAGAUGAACGAUUUAAGAAUGUAGAAAAGAUGCGCGAACGAGAAAGCCUUUUCAACGAAUAUCUUCUGGAAGUGCGAAAGAGGGAAAAAGAGGAAAAAACAGCGAAACGAGAACAGGUGAAAAAGGAAUUCUUUGCGAUGCUACGUGAGCACAAAGACAUCGACAGGCAUUCGCAUUGGAGCGAUUGUAAGAAAAAGUUGGAAACGGAUUGGAGGUACAGAGUCGUAGAGUCGGCAAGCACGCGGGAAGAUUGGUUUAGAGAUUACGUUCGCCUGCUGAAGGAUGAGCGGAAAAAGGAGAAGGAGAAAGACAAGGACCAUCGGCACAGAGAGAAAGACCACAAAACGGACAAGAAGGAUAGGGAUCGUAAGGAUUCGGAUAAAGGUAAAGAAACUAAGUCCAGCAAGGACAAACCUGACAAAGAUAAUACAAGGGAAAAGAAGCAACGAAAGAGCGAAACAUCCACGGAGGAGAGCGAGAAGGAGAAAAAGGAUAUGGUGGUAGAGAAAGAAAGCGGGGAAAUUGAAGAAAGUGACGAUAAAAGCGUCAAAAAGGAGAAUGACGAAGAGGGAGAUGAGCAUUCCGAUUCGGAGGAGGAUCGCGAGAAACAGAAGAGAGAACGCGAAAGGCGAGUGGAAGCCAGUCUCAGAGAGAGAGAAAGAGAAGUGCAAAGGACUCUGGCUACACACCUUCGCGACAGGGAUAAGGAAAGACAACAUCACCGUCACACAGAGGCGGUUCAACACUUCAGUGCUCUUCUAGCCGAUUUGGUAAGAAACGGUGAUCUGGCGUGGAGAGAAGCGAAACGACAAUUGAGGAAGGACCAUAGGUGGGAGUUGGCCGAAAGUUUAGACCGCGAGGAGAAGGAACGAUUGUUUAAUGAACACAUUGAACAAUUGGGCCGUAAGAAACGUGACAAAUUUCGGGAAUUACUUGAUGAAGUAGGCGCAUCUACGGAACUUACUGCAUCCUGGAAAGACAUUAAGAAACUAUUGAAAGACGAUCCUAGAUAUUUGAAGUUUUCUUCUAGCGAUCGAAAAUGCGAGAAAGAGUUUAAAGAAUAUAUUAAGGACAAACUUGUUGCUGCCAAAGCUGAUUUUAGGGAACUCCUACAGGAAACGAAGCUAAUCACUGACAAGACAUACAAAAAGGUUCAAGACAAUAGUUCGCAUCUGGCAGAGAUCGAAGAAAUUCUCAGAAAAGAUCGCCGAUUUCUCGUGCUCGAAGCAGCAGCUGCCGAACGGACUCGACUGUUAAUGAGCUACUUGGAAGAGUUGGCACGUAGGGGUCCUCCACCACCUCCUACUGCUUCGGAACCAUCGAGAAGAUCAACUACAAAUUGAAGAAUGAUCUAUAUCGAAGUGUGAAACACAUAUGACACAUAACAGUAACAAAUGAAUGGAUUUAUAGCUGUAGUUAAAUUGAAUUACUUUACACACCGAAUUAUUGCCUGUAUAGGAUUCAAUAAAAUAUUUGAAUGCCAAUUAUACACACUUAAGAGUGUAAUGCAUUAUGAGAUAUUGUAGCGCAAGCAUAUAUAUUGUUGAAUAAUAUUAAAUGAAAUUAUUCACAGAGUGUCGGUAAACUUGUAUAACGUAAUUAUUUUACAUUGCAAGAAAUGUAUUCGAUACGCUUGUCUCAUCUAAACUGAUGUGAAUUAAAGUGGUA